Messenger RNA from Mytilus californianus (California mussel), 2027 nucleotides. RefSeq lists its product as uncharacterized. The transcript has 4 exons. Lineage: Eukaryota; Metazoa; Mollusca; Bivalvia; Mytilida; Mytilidae. The record is from RefSeq and is a predicted model, not a curated record. The coding region runs from base 118 to 822 and encodes 234 amino acids.
GUAGCACGUGAUGAUAUUAAUAUGUUCUCUUCUCCAUUCAAUCAACCUGAAAAAUUGAUAACUUGAAUUUCUAUUUACGGCAAACUUCAUGUUAAACAAGAAGGAGAAAGAAACAAUAUGUUAAGUUUUUUCCAGAUAUUUCAUAUAUUGUUUGGAUUGGGUCUGGCAAGUGCCGCUAUAUGUAAAUAUAAUGAAUCGUCUACGGUAAAUUCCGAUAGAAGGAAGUACUGUUCUUACGGCUGCUGUUUUAAAAGUAUAAAUAAUGUAUGCUGUCCUAAAACGUCUGGUAUUACAUUGUCUAAAGGAGUGUAUUAUGGCAUGGGAGGAGGCGGUCUUGUAUUUAUUUUAUUGGUUGCAGGUUGUUGUUGGUAUUGUUGUAGGUCGAAUGAAUCCGGAGGAGAAGAAACCGAGGCAAACCCUCAGCCAGCAAUGCCUUUCACGCCUUAUACCAUAGCACCUGGCGCACAUCCAUAUGGAAUGACAAAUAACAGUGUUCCUGGAGGAUAUAAUGCACCAAUGCACAAUGCACAUCCUGGAGGAUAUAAUGCACCAAUGCACAAUGCACAUCCUGGAGGAUAUAAUGCACCAAUGUACAAUGCACAUCCUAGAGGAUACAAUGCAUCAAUGCACACGGCGCCAGUUAUCAAAAGUAAGAAGAGCUCAUCACAAUCAUCUUUAAAGGGAGGAUUUAACAUUAUGAAAAAAGUGGCUAAAACUUCGAUCAAAAUAGGCAAACACUUUAAUGUAAUGGAUGAUGAAACAGAAUGUAACCAUACGUUUGAUACUACAGAAUAUAACCAUACGUUUGAUACUACAGAAUAACAAAUUAAAGUAUGUGUGUUUGUCUAGACACAUUUUAGCGUACAUGUUGACUCCUAAUUUUAAAAAGCUAACAUCUUUAUUGUGUUGGAACUUUGUUUAGUUGUAUAAGUAGUGCAAAAUAUUAUAGUUUACUUUACACUAUCAGAAUUACAAAUUGUUAACAUACUAAUUCUUUUUUGUGACGUUUGACUUACAGGGUAGAUAUUCCUUUAAAAAAGGAACGAAAGAUACCAGAAGGACAGUCAAACUCAUCGAUCAAAAACAAACUGACAACGCCAUGGCCAAAAAUAAAAAGACAAACAGACAAAUAAUAGUACAGAUGACAUAACAUAGAAAACUAAAGACUAAGCAACACGAACCCCACCAAAAACUGGGGGUGAUCUCAGGUGCUCCGGAAGGGUAAGCAGAUCCUGCUCCACAUGUGGCACCCGUCGUGUUGCUUAUGUUAUUACAAAUCCGGUAAAUAGUCUAAUGUUUAACCCCACCGCAUUUUUGCGCCUGUCCCAAGUCAGGAGCCUCUGGCCUUUGUUAGUCUUGUAUCAUUUUUAAUUUUAGUUUCUUGUGUAUAAUUUGGAGUUUAGUAUGACGUCCAUUAUCACUGAACUAGUAUACAUAUUUGUUUAGGGGUCAGCUGAAGGACGACUCCGGGUGCGGGAGUUUCUCGCUGCAUUGAAGACCCAUUGGUGGCCUUCGGCUGUUGUCUGCUCUAUGGUCUGGUUGUUGUCUCUUUGACACAUUCCCCAUUUCCAUUCUCAAUUUUAAUUCGGUAGGUCACAUUCGUGAAAAGGGAAGGGUAUUGUAGUUACGACAUAAGGAACAUAUUCCGAUUUAAAUUUCCAAAGGGAUCUAUAGCCUUAGUUUGUUGCAUUUUAUUUAAGGAGAACAUCUAUAUUGAAUGACAAUGUAUUGAAGUUAUGAAUCAAUCUUUUAAAAGAUACGUUUUUUUUACAGUAAUGAAAUAGAUAAAUAACAAAUCAAUGAAUCAUGUUUUAUGAAGUGUAAGUACAGGUAUAUAAUAAUAUAUCAAUUUACACGGAUAAAUUUUAACAACUUAAUGUACAUGUUUAUAUACUAUUAUAUCCAGGUUUAACAUCGAAAGAAUUCCGUAUAUGUUUUCCAUUUACACUAUAGAAAUUUUGUAUUUUGUAUAUUUUUUUAUGUUAUUAUAGUACAUUGCACACCAUUAAAGCAUGAAUACAAUUGUU